Messenger RNA from Nycticebus coucang (slow loris), 732 nucleotides. RefSeq names its product 60S acidic ribosomal protein P2-like. The record is from RefSeq and is a predicted model, not a curated record. Gene Ontology annotation, cellular component: ribosome; cytosolic large ribosomal subunit. Gene Ontology annotation, molecular function: structural constituent of ribosome. The transcript has a single exon. NCBI's taxonomy places the organism in Eukaryota, Metazoa, Chordata, Mammalia, Primates, Lorisidae. Gene Ontology annotation, biological process: cytoplasmic translational elongation. Bases 341 to 697 code for a protein of 118 amino acids.
UGUGUUUUUUUAUUUUAAUUUUAUUCAAAUUAAUAUGAGGGUACAAUAUUUAGGUCACAUUGUUCUCACUUCCAGAGGAUGUUGUGUUUUAUGAUUGGGAAGGCUGUUCCUCAGAGGUAUAUUCUAUAGUGAAAUGGUAAUAAUUGUGAACCAUUAUGAAUUAGACAACAAAUAUAGACUUUGUCAGAAAUGUGGGCGAAGUUGCCAUACACACUCUACUAUUAAGAGUGGGACAUAACAGGGAUUUAGGGACUUUAAAAAGAAUUAGGUUGAUUUAUAUAUUGUUAAUUAAAAUAUAUACGAAGUCCUUUCCCUUCCGGACGCCGCCGAGGUCGCAUGCAUGAGGCCUCUCUGCCGCCGAGAAGAUGCGCUACCUCGCUUCCUCAGGGGCAACGCCUACCCCAGUGCCAGGGACAUCAAGAAGAUCCUGGACAGCGUGGGCAUCGAGGCCGAUGACGACCGGCUCAACAAGGUCAUCAGUGAGCUAAACGGAAAAAAUGUCGAAGAUGUCAUUGCCCAAGGUAUUGAUAAGCUUGCCAGUGUACCUGCUGGUGGGGCUGUGGCUGUCUCUGCUGCCCCCCGUGCUGCAGUUCCUGCUGCUGUUUCCGCCCCUGCUGCAGCAGAGGAAAAGAAAGAUGAGAAGAAAGAGGAGUCUGAAAAAUCAGAUGAUGAAAUGGGAUUUGGCCUAUUUGAUUAAAUUCCCAUUCCCCUGCAAAUAAAGCUUCCUUUUUA